AUGGGCUUUCGGUCUCGGGCCACGAACCCAGCGAGAGGAGCGAACCUCUGCGGGGCGAGGGAAAGGGCCAGGAAUGAAAUCGAAAUCGAAAUCGAAAUCGAAAUCGAAAUCGAAAUCGAAAUCGAAAUCGAAAUCGAAAUCGAAAUCGAAAUCGAAAUCGAAAUCGAAAUCGUCAUGAGCGGGCAUCAGGAUGAGGCGUGGAGCCAGAGCCCGGUGAAGCCAUCCCAGAAGGGUUCGGGCGAGAGAUGA
This is a messenger RNA of Penicillium canariense, 249 nucleotides long. RefSeq lists its product as uncharacterized. Lineage: Eukaryota; Fungi; Ascomycota; Eurotiomycetes; Eurotiales; Aspergillaceae. The transcript has a single exon. The record is from RefSeq and is a predicted model, not a curated record. The coding region runs from base 1 to 249 and encodes 82 amino acids.